GAUGCACAUUCGACUGGUUUACUUGUGCACUUCUUUAUUUCUCUUCCUCUGCACUCUUCAGUCAGUGCAGUUCUUAAUUAUGGCCUGGUGAUAAAUGUUUGAUGAGGAACAGUAAUCUCCUGUAGUACCCAAGAAUAGCCCUCUAAGUGCUGAUUCAUGUGCAGCAGGCUCCUCCUCAGCUCGUGUGUUUGCAGCAGCAGGAUUAGCAGCAGGUGGCAUCGCCAUCGACAAUUGCUGAGUGAGCCACGGUCAGUCGGUGAGCCACGGUCACAUCCAACAACAAAUGUGAGGCCUUGUUUGAACAUGCGGUGGUCCUGGCCAGGUGUAAUCUGGAUGUGAACCUAAAGUGGCUAAUGUGGUAAAUGGUGAAUAUGGCACGAAUAGCACAACAAAUAUUAUACUUACUUAUUAUCUGGCAGACAUUGAACACAGUAUGUGGGUCAGAUCUGGGCCAAAACUAUUUUAUUAUGUGGAUGUGAGUUUGAAAGGAAAACAAUGGAUUUGAAAAUAUAAGUAAAUGGGUAUACGUACUACUUAUAACAGUAAUAAAAACAUUUAAACCUUUCGCAAUGACAAGUUUGAUUCUUCAGAAUGAGACGAAACAAUACUCACAAGAAAUCUACAUUUAAUCAUUUGAUGAGAGGUGAAUAUAAAUUAUUUGAAAUUGGCGGAUUGUAAUUGAACAUAUCACGUUUGAUUGACAGGCCGUCCUCCACCCGGUCAACAAUAGAAACGGGAGUGGCACAUAGAGAGAAGGCGUGUCCGCGAGCCGCAGCGUCCAAUCAGGAAGCGCGGUGGGAUGGGCCGGGCGGGCUCGUGCUGCAGCGGAGAGGCGGAGCCGCGUUCAGGGGCCGUGCGGACAGAGGAAGCGGAGUCAGAGGAGAGAGACGGCGGGGAUGAGUGCGAGGUAGCGGCGCUGCAGGUACAGUCACAGCCGGAGACGAGAUCCACAGCCGCGGCGACACCGCCUCGGAGCCCCGGAGUCCUCCCCAUCCCCCUUCCAGCAACCGUUUGCGAUGUCCGGUGGGGGAGACGUUCGCGUCCUCCGCCAAGAGGCCGGACAGGAGAGCCCGAGGAUGCCGGCCUGGAAGCGAGAGAUCCUGGAGAGGAGGAAGGCGAAGGGCUCUGGAGCAGCCGGUGCCGCGGAGACGAGCCCCGGCGGCGGCGCGGGCCCGCAGCGGGUCAACGGAGAGGCGACCGGGAGCGUGAACGGCAGCGGCGGUGGAGGAGAUGGAGGCGUUGGAGCCCAGAGAGACGGAGGACCGAGCGGAGGGUCCGGGCGGAAUUACACCAUCACCACCGCCAGCCAACACUUCGUCAACAACAAAGAGACACGACCGGCGGCCGCGGAGACGACGACAUCCAGGGAGGAGAGCCUGGUGCUGCAGGAAAGCCUGGGCCCGCUGGAGGAGAACCCGUUCAUCAAGCUGGAGAAGGAGCGGAGGAGGCGGCAGGACCGGGACAACGCAGCCCGCCCGGUGCAGCACAUCCUGGAGCUGUACGGCAGCGUGCCCGGCAUACGGACCAUCCGCGCCGAGAACAUCAUCAUCAUCGAAUCGGAUCCGGAUUACUUCCCGGAAGCCGGGGCGGUGAAACCCGGGUCCAAGUGGCAGCAGAACGGCGUGAGUAGCUACAGCUCCCUGAACGACCUCCUGGACCAGAGAGGGAGCGCGGUGACCGAGAUAAGAGCCAAGGAGGUGGUGAUCUAUGACACCACGCUGAGCAAGAGUGAGGAGAACCUGAGCACCCUGGGCCGCCCCGACCACGUGACCCCACCGUACGACUCAGGUGAGGGUCCGGGCAGGGUGAGCCGGAUGCUGCAGAAGUUCGACAGCAACUACGGGAAGCUGCAGAAGAAGUCCCACAGCACGGAGAACCUGCUGGAGCUGGACUGCGGUGCCGGCUGCAGGCCGAGACCCUGGCUCAAGCCACAGCCAGAUCUGGUGCCAAAGCCCAGACCGGGCAGCCCGGGCAGCAGCCUCCCGUCCUCGCCCGUCUUCCAGAGCCCCUGCUCUUCCAAACCAAAGCCACAGCCCGCUGCCUUUGAGCCAGGCAGCCCCCAGCGUUCCACAGCCUCCCCACAGUCUGUGUCCUCAUUCCGUCAGCGGUUUGGGGACAGCGGGGGCCCUGGCGUGGCCUCCAGAGAUGAGCCAGACAGGGGGGCAACCAAGCUCACCCGAGAGCGAGACUGGGAGGCCACUGAGGUGUCGCCCAAACCCAAGGUGCCAUGCUCUCCGGAGACCCGUCGUACCCGUGCCGAGUCCCCCUCAAGCCCCAUCUCAUCUAAGGUGACGCGUUCCUCGUCCGACUUUGAGAUCCGUCCCUCCCCAAAGCCGGACCUCAACCAGAUCCCCGAUGGGGACACCCAGGCACGGGCCCUUGCAAACCUGCGCCUGCAGUCCCGCUACACCUUCACAGUGAUCCCCAAACGCCGGCUGGCUGCCAUGCCUGCAACAGGCAGCCAGAUGCCGCCUGGCUCGAUCAAGUCUUCACCGUCUCACAGAGUGGCAGAGGUGCCAGGAGUGCCAACCUCCAUCGCCCCAACACCCAGUCUGACACCAUCAAAGAGGAAGGAGGAGAAGGAGCUGGAAGAGGAGAUGGAGAGGGUAGUCAGGUUAUCCAAGCCUGAACCACCUCCUGCUGUUGCCACAAGUCCUGCACCUCCUCCACCCUCAGAACCUUUAUCUCCAUCACCUGAUCACACCCCAGCUCCCUCCUCUCCUCCUGCCCUGUCCUCACCCCCCUCCUCUGUGGCUGUCCCAUCUUCCCCCCCUUUCUCCCCACCCGCCUCAUCUCCCGUCUCCUCAGACACUCUCGCCCCCCCUGCCCCCUCCCCGGCUCCAGAACAACCUCCCAUGGAUCAGCUGCCAGUCACAAAUAUAGAUGACAUUGAGGUGGAGCCGCCCCAGCGAGUCCCUGUUCCCAGCCCCAUGGUGCAGAGGAGAAAGGGGAACACCUUCACUGUGGUGCCUAAACAUAGGGUGGAUCCCCAGAUGAGCUCACCUGAGCCCCAACAGGAAAGCUCAUCUGAGGCCCCGCCGGGGUCCACACCUCCGCAGGCCCCAUACGCUCAACUGGGGUCCCUGCUGAAGAAGCGUUACCCUGCUGUGGAGGAGAUUGAGGUCAUCGGUGGAUACCAGUCUCUGGCCAAGUCCUGCCUCUCUAAGAUGGGCUCCACGGGCAAGAAGGUGAGAAUAAAAACUGAACUGACGUGUUAUCCUCUCAACUGUUUUGGUGCUAAAUGA
Messenger RNA from Paralichthys olivaceus (Japanese flounder), 3245 nucleotides. The record is from RefSeq and is a predicted model, not a curated record. NCBI's taxonomy places the organism in Eukaryota, Metazoa, Chordata, Actinopteri, Pleuronectiformes, Paralichthyidae.